Molecule: messenger RNA, 315 nt
Organism: Eimeria necatrix
Lineage: Eukaryota; Apicomplexa; Conoidasida; Eucoccidiorida; Eimeriidae
Exons: 5
Coding region: 1-315 (104 amino acids)
Source: RefSeq, a predicted model, not a curated record
AUGGCUACGGCAGUUUCCGCGUGUAAUACCCCAUCUCCUCCGUGUGCUAAGGAGAUAGCCUGCCAGCCCAGUGGUAUCAUACGCACCAUUUGCACGCAGGCGCCGCCACAACAUGGCGUGCGUAACGUCUUCGUCGCAGCGAGGAAAUCGGAAGGAGCAGAUGCUUGGGGCGGAUGCCUCCGCCUACUCAAGAGGAUGAAACAACAUGCGGACCACGACGAAUCACAACAUAAGCAUGGCAUGAGAGAUGUGGAAGAACUGGAAGCCUGCGAGUUAGUCGGCGGAUUGGGUGAAGCUCCUAGUAGGCUGCAUUGA